UCCAAUGGAUUGCAAUGACGUGUAUCAUUUCAUCCCCACCAUUCUUCUACAAACAAGAAUCCUCAAUUUUUCACUUUCUUCAUUUCAUUUCAACAAAUGUUGCAAAAUUUUCUUAUGCUCUUCACGUAAUUUUGUGUUUUCCCCCCGUCAAUUUCCAAGGAACGUUUAGAUUCAUAGUUGUCACCCUGAUAUCAUAUUUGUUGAAAUCUUGUGUUAAAAGUUGUAUACUUUUGAACUUCAAUAAAAGACUUGAUUUUUUGCGUUUUUAAUUUCAUAGCCACAGACCCAGUUUUGGACUUGAACUGGUUUUUUGUUCACAUGGCCCUUCAUAUUAGCAGUAGUUGUUUUGCUGUGAUGUGUCACUCAAGAGUUCACAGAAUAAGAGCUACUGCUGCUGCUUCAGAGGGUUCUUCUACUCUUAAUACAGUGACGGAGGAAAAGGUGAAUUUGGGUAACUCUGAUUUGAAGGUCACAAGGUUAGGAAUUGGAGCUUGGUCUUGGGGUGAUACCACUUACUGGAACGAUUUGGAAUGGAAUGAUAGGAAUGAAAAGGCUGCUAGAGAUGCUUUCAAUGCCAGUAUUGAUGGAGGUCUAACCUUUUUCGACACUGCUGAAGUCUAUGGCUCUGGGCUUGCUUUAGGAGCCAUAAACUCUGAGGUUCUUCUUGGAAGAUAUAUUAAGGAAAGAAAAGAAAAGGAUCCAGAUGUUGAGGUUGCUGUUGCAACCAAGUUUGCUGCACUGCCAUGGAGAUUCGGCCGUCAAAGUGUUCUCAAGGCUCUUAACGAUUCCCUUUGUCGAUUAGGACUGACUUCAGUGGAUCUUUAUCAGCUUCAUUGGUCAGUAUUUGAUGAGCCUGUCUAAUGAUAUUAAUUUGAGUAUAUUACAAUGACAUUCAUUGUGAGAUUUUUUCAAAUUACACUUCCACUCCCUAUUAGUUUCAUCAUUACAUGUUCUCCCUUAUAAUGAUGUUUAGCUGUAAUCUUUUUACAACUUAAGGUGCAUCUGUAAUGUAAGAAAAGUGUGGCAAAAGUAAUGUUCUUAAAACAUAGGAUAAGUUUGU
Messenger RNA from Vigna umbellata (rice bean), 1060 nucleotides. Lineage: Eukaryota; Viridiplantae; Streptophyta; Magnoliopsida; Fabales; Fabaceae. The record is from RefSeq and is a predicted model, not a curated record.